ACUUCUUAUUCCAUACUCCGAUUACAAAGCAACUGUUAGAUCUUAUGUCCGUGAUUUACUGCGAAAGAAGUGGAACACUCAAUUCCUUGUCGCCGUGUACAACAUGGAUAUCAUGCAGCGAUCUAACACACUCUGGUUGUUGACACUUGUUUGCGCGUGGCAGCCGUGUACAGCCUUGGGUAUGGCUGAUGCCAUUGUUGCUGGCUGUGUUGGAGGCAUUGUCCUUGUCGUCAUCAUCGUCAUCAUCAUCGUUGUCAUUGUGUUGCUGCGUAGGAAACGUCGACAAAGACAUUUCUUCUCAGACACUGGGGCAAUCUAUGAGAAUGUGUCUCCAACGAGGACAGUUCUACCACUUGGUGAUAAAGGUGAAGCACAGAAGACAAACGGGAAGAAGCGAGCUACUCAACGUAUGCCGGAGGAGAAGAAAAAGAGACAGAAGUCCAUGGAUAUCGAGACUGUGUCGCCCACCGUCGCCUCCAGCACGGAGAUCCAUAUCUCCACACUGGGAACCUUCGUCGCUAAAAUGAAGAAGGCUGGGAGAUUUGAAACGGAAUACCAAACACUACCUUCCGGGUUCAUGGGGUCAUAUGAAGUGUCCAAGAAGCCGGAACACAAAGGGAAGAACAAGUUUAUCGGAUUAUACCCCUAUGAUUACAACCGAGUUGCUCUGCCCGCCAUCCCCGGAGAGCCUGGCUCCACCUACAUCAACGCCAGUCACAUCAAGGGAUACAAGAACGACAAAAGCUACAUUGCGGCUCAGGCCCCGAAAGAACAAACUCUUAACGACUUCUGGAGAAUGAUAUGGGAACAGAACUGUGGAAAAAUUGUCAUGCUCACCAACCUGGUGGAAAAAACAAAGGUAAAGUGUGAAAGGUACUGGAAUACCACGAAGCCACUCCAAGCUGGGGUAUUUACUGUCACUGUCGCGAGAGAAGAAAAGAGGUCACACUGGGUCAUUAGAGAAUUCAUGGUCCAAAACAAGGAGACCCGACAUACGAAGACCGUCCUACACUUUCACUUCACGGCCUGGCCUGACCAUGGUGUACCGGAAGUGACUUCACUUAUGGAGUUUGUUUGGGGAGUGCGGAAAACAAAGUCAUCGUUACAAGGUCCUCUGCUUGUUCACUGCAGUGCGGGCAUUGGCCGGACUGGGACGUACAUCUCUAUAGACUACUCUAUGGACAGAGGUCAGUCGGAACAGAAACUAGAUGUGUUCGGGUAUGUGUCCGAGCUGCGGGCCCAGAGGAAGGACAUGAUACAGACCCACGAGCAGUAUAAAUGUGUCCACCUUGCCCUGGCUGAAGCAUUCUCCAUGGGCGACACAACACUGUCGGGUCAGAAGUUCCGGGAGAGGAGGAGCCAGGAUGGGAUGUUCCAGAUAGGAAACUGCUCAGGGGCGAAACUGCUAAAGGUUCUCAACAGUGAACGGAAAGGAUCAGUGACCACAGGUAAAGGUGGUCAGUUGUGGGUAAAUGCCAAACAGGAUCACUAUGCUGUAUACGUGCAGUCCCACCUGAGUAAGUUCGGCUACGUGGUGAGCGAGGUGCCCUCAGUGGACAACGCAGAAGGAUUCUGGAAGAUGGUGGAGGACAAUGAGUCGGACGUCGUCGUGUUCCUGCCAGAAGCCAGCAAGUAUCUGCCCAGUGUGUGCCCGGAGGGGGAGUCAACAGACUGGAGCUCCAUAUCAGUGAGGAGCAGGAAGGUGGUCCUCGUCGACAAUCAGCUGACGUGUCGGAACAUACAGCUUCGAGCAGAGAGCAACCCUAACGCCAGCCUGAAUGUCAACGUCUAUUCAACAUCUUCGUCGUCGAAACUGACUUUGAGUGACUUUCCAGAGGUCAUCCAACAGCUAGAUCGUCCAAGAAACGCCAAAGGAGAUCCACAUCCGAUGACCGUCGUGUUUGGACCAAAGGAAAAACAAGUGGCCGUGAUGUUUUGCGUCAUCAACAACAUCCUUCAACGCUGUUGCCAUGACGAUGAAGUUGAGAUUGUCAACAACAUCAGGAGACUAUCAUAUUUGUUCACACACGAUGUGACUAAGAGUGACCUUGCCACCCUGUACAGCAUUGUCCCAUGUCCAGGUGACGAGGACAUGGGCUCGGUGUAUGUCAACGUUAGCGAUGUGUGACGGUGGACGAGGAUACAUAGAACAGGACAAAUAGCGAGGACUCUGGGAAACACGCACGUUUGCGGCGUGAAGUAUUUGCUAUUCUUAUCAGGCCUCUGACCUGGCGUUGGAUAACAAACAUUUUGUCUGCAACAGACAAAUUAUUACAUCCCUGUUCGUCCCACCCUCUAACUAUCACAACAACCACCUCUAGUUGCCGUAACCAUUGUGAAAUGAUCUGUUCCACAAACUCUUUAGCAAAGAUGAAGCCUUGUUUAAUUAACGUCAGUACAUAAGUGUAUUUGUAAUGUACUGCGGAUGUGUGUGGACUUGAAACAAUUCCUAAAACACAUUUUGUGUGAAGAUAUGUUUGGAAAAAGCGAAAUUCUUUGACUGUGUAAGAAGACAUUGAUGUACGCCCUCUGAAAGGGCAACCAUAAUAUAAUGCAUGCAUUUCACAGAUUCUGUGCUCACAUCCAUUACCCGUGUUACAGUAAUAUAACCGUGUGUGUUCCGUGUUAUCCGUAUAUUAUCUGUACAUAAAGCUGUGAAAUGAUACUACACACGGAAAUACGUGUACAUACGUCUAUUGUAUCGGGAAUGAUAUACUGUGUAUAUACGUCUAUUGAAUCGGGAAUGCUAUACUGUGUAUAUACGUCUAUUGUAUCGGGAAUGCUACACUGUGUAUAUACGUUUAUUGUAUCGGGAAUAAUAUGCUCUGUGUAUAUACGUCUAUUGUAUCGGGAACGCUAUGGUCUGUGUACAUACGUCUAUUGUAUCGGGAACGCUAUGGUCUGUGUACAUACGUCUAUUGUAUCGGGAAUGCUAUACUGUGUAUAUACGUCUAUUGUAUCGGGAAUGCUAUGCUCUAUGUACAUACGUCUAUUGUAUCGGGAAUGCUAUGCUCUAUGUACAUACGUCUGUUGUAACGGGAAUGCUAUGGUCUGUGUACAUACGUCUGUUGUAUCGGGAACGCUAUGGUCUGUGUACAUACGUCUAUUGUAUCGGGAAUGCUAUACUGUGUAUAUACGUCUAUUGUAUCGGGAAUGCUAUGCUCUAUGUACAUACGUCUAUUGUAUCGGGAAUGCUAUGCUCUAUGUACAUACGUCUGUUGUAUCGGGAAUGCUAUGCUCUGUGUAUAUACGUCUAUUGUAUCGGGAAUGCUAUGGUCUGUGUACAUACGUCUGCUGUAUCGGGAAUGCUAUGCUCUGUAUAUAUACGUCUAUUGUAUCGGGAAUGCUAUGCUCUAUGUACAUACGUCUGUUGCAACGGGAAUGCUAUGGUCUGUGUACAUACGUCUGUUGUAUCGGGAACGCUAUGGUCUGUGUACAUACGUCUAUUGUAUCGGGAAUGCUAUACUGUGUAUAUACGUCUAUUGUAUCGGGAAUGCUAUGCUCCAUGUACAUACGUCUAUUGUAUCGGGAAUGCUAUGCUCUAUGUACAUACGUCUGUUGUAUCGGGAAUGCUAUGCUCUGUGUAUAUACGUCUAUUGUAUCGGGAAUGCUAUGCUCUAUGUACAUACGUCUAUUGUAUCGGGAAUGCUAUGCUCUGUAUAUAUACGUCUAUUGUAUCGGGAAUGCUAUGCACUAUGUACAUACGUCUGCUGUAUCGGGAAUGCUAUGCUCUGUAUAUAUACGUCUAUUGUAUCGGGAAUGCUAUGCUCUAUGUACAUACGUCUGCUGUAUCGGGAAUGCUAUGCUCUGUAUAUAUACUUCUAUUGUAUCGGGAAUGCUAUGCUCUAUGUACAUACGUCUGCUGUAUCGGGAAUGCUAUGCUCUGUAUAUAUACGUCUAUUGUAUCAGGAAUGCUAUGCUCUAUGUACAUACGUCUGUUGUAUCGGGAAUGCUAUGCUCUGUGUAUAUACGUCUAUUGUAUCGGGAAUGCUAUGCUCUGUAUAUAUACGUUUAUUGUAUCGGGAAUGAUAUACUGUGUAUAUAUGUUUAUAGUAUCGGGAAUGCUAUACUGUGUAUAUAUGUUUAUAGUAUCGGGAAUGCUAUACUGUGUACAUACGUUUAUUGUAUCGGGAAUGCUCUGCUCUGUGAUGAAGGUUUACAGUUCUUAUUUACACAAAGUUUUACAUUCAUUUAAAUAUAAUUUUUCAAUAAAUUUGACUAUUUUGUAUCAAA
This is a messenger RNA of Haliotis rubra (blacklip abalone), 4233 nucleotides long. Its product is annotated as receptor-type tyrosine-protein phosphatase T-like. Gene Ontology annotation, biological process: protein dephosphorylation. NCBI's taxonomy places the organism in Eukaryota, Metazoa, Mollusca, Gastropoda, Lepetellida, Haliotidae. Gene Ontology annotation, molecular function: protein tyrosine phosphatase activity. Bases 104 to 2128 code for a protein of 674 amino acids. The record is from RefSeq and is a predicted model, not a curated record. The transcript is spliced from 20 exons.